AUGUCAGGAAAAAAAGCAACAUGCAGUAGAAUGCUGCAAAAUUCAAAUGGAAAAGGCGUGUUAAAAGAUACUAAAGAACAAAUUCGAAAGAAAGCAGAUGCUAUAUAUUCUAUUGAUAUCCUCUGGCAAAGUGUGCGAAGCUCAAAAAUUGAUGACUUUUCCAUCGAGGCUUUUGCAAAUUGGUUGGUAGAGUAUGCCACAGCUUACGGUCUUAACAAGGAAUAUAUUACCAAUAGCAAUCUUUUGCGUUGGUACAAGGAUUUAUUACGUAAAUGGCAGAUGGAACAAGUUGCAAGCUACAUCCGUGAAAAAAUAGACACCGCUAAUAUAUAUAUGAGAAAAAAUAAUUUGGCCAAGCAGACUUUGGAAAAUCUCUCCAAAUAUACCGAACAUAAUUCCUCCAUAAUCAACCCGAAUCCUCAAGAUAAUCAAACAAACGAAAUUUUCAACCUUGCAGGCUUUAAAGAUGCAGAGGUCAAUAAUGAUCCUAUAAUCAAUCUCAUCCUCCAGCAUGACCUAAGCUUUGUGCCACAAAAUGAUCCUAUACGUUCUGGCCAUCUUCUUGCUAAUUUACCUCAUCCAUUGCUAUAUAACAAAGAUCCAGGAAGCUUUGACAAUAUAAUGAAUCGUGAUAACUAUCAAUUUAAAAAUCUUGUCCAUCCAUCCUCAACAGACAUGGCAAAAUGGUUUUUCGGAUUAUAUAAACGAGACGAUUUUCCCUCCCUCUGCUAUUUCGAAAGACCAGAGUUUCUAAUAGAUAAAGAUGGAUACUUGGUGGUCGAAAUCGCGUCUAAUAUACAACUUUCUGUGAAACAUUAUCAAAAAACUAUGAUGAAUUCCCAGUCGAUAUGUUCCGAAGCCACUUGGAUAAAUUUCGUUGAAAUGUUCUUGAAACGAAUUAUUAAUCGUAUUAAUAACCUAGCAUACGAAAACACCUCAAGUACUGCUGUAGAACAACUCAACUAUAUAAAAGAGAAUGGUGAAGUCGGUAGAACAAAGCCAGAUGGUACUGUUUAUUUUGUAUCACCUGAAAUACGUUUUCCCGUCUGUUUUGUUGAAGGUCAAAAACCGAAUCUACCCAACUCAAUAAAGAAGUCACAAACUGAUGCAGAAAAGCUUCUCAAAGAAAUUAAGUUGGCGUCUGAUAAUCUUUUGAAAGACCUACAAGACAAGCAUUCGGUUCGGAUUUCGAGAGAAAUUGCCCAAAAAAUAUUUAAAGUUCCAUUUAUAACAUGUCAAAUAACUGACUACGAAGCAGUAAUCACUGUAUCAGAUCGAACACUUCAUCCAGUACUGACAACAUGGGAAUUAUGCCGAUUCCGCAUUGAUUUUCACAAACCGAAAGGGAUAAAUGAUGUUCGAAGAAUUUUUGAGGGGAUAUUCAUAUUAAUGGGCUUUCUUGAAAACAUAGACAAAAGUUGGAAUGAAAUUUUCACAUAUUUAGCUGAUGCCUCUCAAAUAUUACCAAGAAGUCGACAUAAUCUGUCUGCCAAAAUCAUCCCGCUUCAUCAUUAUAUUUUGG
This is a messenger RNA of Entrophospora sp. SA101, 1522 nucleotides long. The record is from the annotation of a GenBank genome assembly. NCBI's taxonomy places the organism in Eukaryota, Fungi, Glomeromycota, Glomeromycetes, Entrophosporales, Entrophosporaceae.